Molecule: messenger RNA, 948 nt
Organism: Penicillium nucicola
Lineage: Eukaryota; Fungi; Ascomycota; Eurotiomycetes; Eurotiales; Aspergillaceae
Product: Efg1 domain-containing protein
Exons: 2
Coding region: 1-948 (315 amino acids)
Biological process (GO): maturation of SSU-rRNA from tricistronic rRNA transcript (SSU-rRNA, 5.8S rRNA, LSU-rRNA)
Cellular component (GO): preribosome, small subunit precursor; nucleolus
Source: RefSeq, a predicted model, not a curated record
AUGCCCAAUCCCCGUGAUCCUAAGAGAAAGGCCCGUGAGGGGUCUGAAGAUGCUGCCCCUCGCAAGAAGCAGCAAAAGACCGAUGAGGUCCAAUACCAGGACUUCGGCGAUGGUGCCAAACCUAAGGUGACCCGCAAAUUCAAGGACAAGUUUGCGCCAAAGCCUGAGAAGGAGUACCCUUCGAUCAAUGACCUCAAGAAGCGAAUUCGGGAUGUGAAGCGCCUUCUCAACAAAGUGGAUUUGCCUGCGGAUGCUCGCAUUCUGCAAGAACGCGCGCUCUCCGGAUACGAACAAGAUCUCGCAGACGAAACGGCACGCAGAGAACGAUCGCAGAUAAUCAAGAAGUACCACUUUGUCCGCUUCCUUGACCGCAAAACUGCCACCAGGGAUCUCAACCGUCAGCUGCGCCGCCAAAGGGAACAAGAGUUGGAUACAGAGGAAAAGGCUCUCCUUGCCGAAAAAAUCUACACUGGCCAUGUCAAUCUCAACUAUACGAUCUACUACCCUCUCACCGAAAAAUACUUAUCGAUUUACCCAAAGUCGGACGGGAAAACCGAUGCGCCUGAGUCAAAGACCAAGUCCAAAAAGCCUGAUACCGAGAUCGAGUCAACCAAGCCCCCACUUUGGUCCGUCGUUGCCCAGUGCAUGACCGACAAGACACUGGACCUUCUGCGCGACGGCAAGUUGAACAUCAACUUCAACGGAGAGAAGAUUGUGAACACAUCAGCCGCAGCGCCCGCUUCAAAUGCCAGCCAAGAGAAAAGCAAGAAGAAGGAUUCUCAGAAAGAGCCCAAGGGCGUCUCACAGAAGGAGAAGCAUCUGCCCAAGGAGGAUAAGAAGAGCAAGAAGGAGAAGUCGGUCCGCAGUGAAGGAUCUUCUAAGCGUGAUGUACCCCAAGAAGUCAUCGCGGAGGAGCAAGACGACAGCGAUGGUGGUUUCUUCGAGUAA